Molecule: messenger RNA, 1001 nt
Organism: Chaetura pelagica (chimney swift)
Lineage: Eukaryota; Metazoa; Chordata; Aves; Apodiformes; Apodidae
Gene: HABP4
Product: hyaluronan binding protein 4
Exons: 7
Coding region: 1-927 (308 amino acids)
Biological process (GO): positive regulation of translational initiation; positive regulation of RNA splicing
Cellular component (GO): nucleus; cytoplasm
Molecular function (GO): RNA binding
Source: RefSeq, a predicted model, not a curated record
AUGACACUGAUGACAGGACAGUGUCUUCUCAGCAAGUUUGCUGAUGACACGAAGCUGGGAGUCUUGGCUAAUUCUCCUGAAGGCUAUGCAGCCAUUCAGCAAGGCCAGAAGCGAGCACCUAAGCGGGGAGAACAGCAAGGAUUCAAUAACAGAGCAGCAGAGUUGAAACAAGACAAAACUGAGUGGGGACCAUCUUUCAGGGAAUACCGUUCCUAUGACGCAGAAAGACAAGUGGAAUUCACAGUGGAAAGGUAUGUAUCAUACAGGGAGAAACCAGUUGAAAGAUUAGACCGUGAGAAGCCACUAAGAGGUCGUGGUAGAGGAAGAGGUGGAAUACGAGGUAGAGGAAGAGGUGGUGGAGUAAACAGAAGUUUCAAUGGCUUUGACCAAAGAGGAAGACGGGAAUUUGAAAGACAGAGUGGGAAUGAUAAAAUUGCGAUGGAACAGACUGCUCCUGUGGAAGAGACAGCAAAAACAGCUGAGCAGCCAGGGACAUCUGAAGGAGAGCCUCUGAACAAAGUUGCUGAAGGAGAGCCAAUGGAAGAAGUAGUUCAAGAAAUGACGUUAGAUGAGUGGAAAAAUCUUCAGCAACAGAAGCGACCAAAGCCUGAAUUCAACAUCCGGAAGCCAGAAUCCAUUGUUCCUUCCAAAGCAGUGGUGAUUCACAAGUCAAAAUAUAGCAAUGAUUUGCAAAAAGAAGACUUUGAAGAUGAUUCUCAUAUCUUUCGAAGAUCUGUGAAUGACAUAACAUCUCAGUUGGAUAUCAAUUUUGGGAGUCUUCCUUGCCCUGGCCGUGGAUCAAGAGGAGCACGAGGUGGUCGUGGUCGUGGCAGACGAGUUGAGGAGAUGGGACCUCAACCACAAGUAGUGGUGCAGCUUGUUGCUCCAAAUCCUGAUGAUCCUGAGGAUUUUCCAGCUUUAGUUUGAAGAACUGUUGUGGAUGGCGGUAUCUUAAAAGUUUUCUUGGUGUAGCUAUGAAGACCAGUUUUAUACUGGUGUGG